This is a messenger RNA of Colletotrichum siamense, 1788 nucleotides long. RefSeq names its product Benzoylformate decarboxylase (gene mdlC-2). Gene Ontology annotation, molecular function: flavin adenine dinucleotide binding; acetolactate synthase activity; thiamine pyrophosphate binding. Lineage: Eukaryota; Fungi; Ascomycota; Sordariomycetes; Glomerellales; Glomerellaceae. The transcript has 5 exons. The record is from RefSeq and is a predicted model, not a curated record. Bases 1 to 1788 code for a protein of 595 amino acids. Gene Ontology annotation, biological process: L-valine biosynthetic process. Gene Ontology annotation, cellular component: mitochondrion; acetolactate synthase complex.
AUGACGGCUGAUAUAGAAACGUACUCUGCUUCGUUCGCCUUCUUCGAGGGCCUCUACGAGGCAGGCGUUUCCCAUGUAUUCGUCAACCUCGGCUCAGAUCACCCAGCUAUCAUGGAGGCUUUGGCACAUGGCGCACAACUGAAGGGGGUUAAGUUCCCCACAGUCAUCACUUGUCCUCAUGAGAUGGUUGCGAUGUCAAUGGCUGAUGGGUUCGCUCGUGUGACUGGAAAGCCGCAAUGCGUUCUGGUUCACGUAGACGUGGGAACUCAGAUGCUUGGGUGUGCGGUUCAUAAUGCGUCGGUUGCACGUUGCCCUGUCUUCGUUUUCGCAGGCCUAUCUCCGUUCACACUUGAAGGAGAGCUACGCGGAUCCCGGACCGAGUAUAUCCAUUGGCUCCAAGAUGCUCCCGAUCAACGACAAAUCGUCUCACAGUACUGUCGGUAUACGGGUGAAUUCAAAACCGGCAGGAACAUUAAGCAAGUUCUCAAUCGAGCACUGCAGUUUGCAACUAGCAACCCGAAGGGACCUGUCUACGUAGUAGGCGCUCGGGAAGUCAUGGAGGAAGAAAUCGCUCCUUACAGCCUCAACCAGACGGCUUGGGAGCCGAUAGCCCCGACAGCCUUACCCACGGAAGCUUUGGAUUUGAUCAUAUCGACGUUGGUUCAGGCUAAAAGGCCUUUGAUCAUUGUGGGGUAUACGGGACGUAAUCACGCGACAGUGAGAGAACUAACCUGCCUGGCCGAAAGCAUCCCAGGAAUACGCGUUCUCGACGCCUUGGGGAGCGAUGUUUGCUUCCCUUACUCUCAUCGGGCCUCGCUUGGUGUUCGCAUAGGUCGCGACACAAGCAUUGAGGAAGCUGAUGCUAUACUUGUCGUUGAUUGCGACGUGCCUUGGAUUCCGACCCAAUGCAAAGUUCGAGACGAUGCCAAAGUCAUCCACAUCGACGUUGAUCCCUUGAAGCAAAACAUGCCGUUGCACUACAUCCCAGCAUUUCGGCGCUACCAGGCAGACUCUGAAACAGCACUACGACAAUUGAACCACUACGUAGCUCAAGACUUAACUUACUCUCAGCUUUCGCACCUUCCCUCACAUGAGGAUCGACGGUCUGAGCUCGAGGAGGCCCACAACAUUCGAAUGAGGCAACUUGACGCUCUGGCAGAACCACCGGAAGACGAAUCGCAGUAUCCCACAACGUCAUAUCUCGUCUCCCAACUGCGCAAAAUUUGUCCUGAGGAGACCGUAUGGUGCGUCGAGGCCGUUACGAACGCUCCGAAGAUUUACGAUCAGCUCAGAGUCGAUAGACCCGGCCAUCUCAUCAAUUGUGGCGGUGGCGGACUGGGUUGGUCUGGUGGAGCGACUCUCGGCGUAAAACUGGCUCUUGAUUUCAUUGGAAAGGAGCGUGGAGAGACGAAUUUCGUGUGCGAAAUUGUUGGAGAUGGCACGUAUAUGUUUGGCUGCCCAGGAACAGUUUAUUGGGUGGCCCGCAGGUACAAUCUCCCCACGUUGACGAUCGUGUUGAGCAAUAAAGGUUGGAACGCGCCUCGCAACUCGCUCCAGCUGGUGCAUCCUUCUGGCUACGGAGCUGCUUCAUCGAACGAGGACUUGAACAUCUCGUUCUCACCGACGCCAGACUACUCUGGUAUUGCGAAGGCAGCAUCAGGCGGCCAAGCUUGGGCUGGGGUGGCGAGCAGUGUUCAAGACUUGGGAGAGAUGAUUCCCGCGGCAGUUGAAGCUGUGAAGAGUGGUAUGUCAGCUAUUUUGGAAGUCCGCUUGAACGGAUCCUGGUAG